UCCAACUUAUAAGUGUGGAAAGAAUAAUCUCAAAUAAUAUUGUUGGUGUGAUCAGGAUUAAUUGAGGAAGAUGAUGACCAAACUCUCCAUGUCUUGCUCUUGCAACACUAGUACCACUCUCAGUCUGAUUCCCAACAUUCCUCCACCUGCACUUCCACCAAUUAGUCCUCACCAGAUUGCUCCAAUCCUACUGAAAACAAGCAUACAGCACAGGCCUAGGGCAGUUGCAGUUUUCGCUGCAAAAUCUGGAGGAUUUCCACUCAACUCGUUCUUGAAAAAGUGUGAAAGCUGUGGAGGUAAAGGUGCAAUCGAAUGCCAGGGAUGCAAGGGGACGGGAAGGAAUAAGAAGAAUGGAAAUAUUUUUGAGCGGUGGAAGUGUUUCGAUUGCCAAGGAUUCGGAAUGAAGGGUUGCCCCAGCUGUGGACAAGGAGGACUAACCCCAGAACAAAGAGGAGAAAGAUAAAGAGUUGGAUGAAAAAAAACAAUACGAGUUCACUGAACUAAUUUGGCCCAAUUUCAUUAUAUAUUGACUUACGUGCCCAUGUGAUAUGUAGGAUUAAAUUAGAAUGAAAAUCACUCUGAUUUUAUAUGCGUGUCAAGGACGACUAAAUAUAGGUGUAGUUCAUAAACAAUUUGAAUUUUUCUGAGAACACGAGAGAUUUUUGAGUACGUUUGAAAGAAGGAUACAUACAAUAGAAUUUUAUGGCUUCAUUUCCAUGUA
Molecule: messenger RNA, 721 nt
Organism: Pyrus x bretschneideri (Chinese white pear)
Lineage: Eukaryota; Viridiplantae; Streptophyta; Magnoliopsida; Rosales; Rosaceae
Product: protein PHOTOSYSTEM I ASSEMBLY 2, chloroplastic
Exons: 4
Coding region: 71-463 (130 amino acids)
Source: RefSeq, a predicted model, not a curated record